This is a messenger RNA of Gadus chalcogrammus (walleye pollock), 2554 nucleotides long. It is a transcript of the gene fam151b, whose product is annotated as family with sequence similarity 151 member B. Bases 246 to 1022 code for a protein of 258 amino acids. The record is from RefSeq and is a predicted model, not a curated record. The transcript is spliced from 5 exons. Lineage: Eukaryota; Metazoa; Chordata; Actinopteri; Gadiformes; Gadidae.
CGCCUCCUUCAAAUUCCCUACUAAGUGUAUCUCCACUCGUGCCCAUACAAUUCCCCUCCUUUUGCGUCAUAGACUAGUCAAAAACAUUACCAAAUAAAGUGAGUUAAAGCGAUCCUAAUUCGGCAGACUUUUUCCAAAAAGAACACGGCAUACCUCCAGUGCGAAAAUAACAACAUAUAAAGUAGGUUAAGCGUGUGUCAUGUUCUUAAUGUUUUAGAGCUUUAUAUCGAUACCCACUCACUAGGAUGACGGAUCCGACGCUGGAUUAUUUCAUUAAUCUUGGGCAAAUUCAAGAAGAUGAUGCUUCACACAUCCAGUGGUCCCAUGCGACCAACAGCAAGCACAAGGUCGUAGCUGCUUUGAAUGGACCUUGUCACAUGAUUGAGGCGGACAUACUCAUGAGAGGAAAUGAGCCCAAAGAGCCAAUUAUGGCCCAUCCUCCCAUGAGGGACAGUGACAUCACACUGCAGGAGUGGUUGGAAGAAGUGAAGAAGCAGAACAACAAGGGGAUCAAACUGGACUUUAAGAGCCUUGAAGCUGUGGUUCCGUCGUUGGCCUUGUUGGAGAAAGUGUCGGGGGACUGGGGGGCCCCGAUGUGGCUCAACGCAGACAUCCUCCCAGGGCCCCAAGGCACGACCACCCCACUGGAGGCUCAGGCCUUCCUGGACGCGGUGGGCUCCGGGGCCUCUCCCGUCGUGUUGUCCCUCGGAUGGACCACAGGCUGGUCUGCUGGGACAGACAAUCCAGGUUACAGCUGGGCCAUGGUGCGUCAGAUGGAAGACGCGUGCCGGGGCUUGCGUCAUCCGGUCACCUUCCCAGUGCGAGCCGCCCUGCUAGCCCAGUCCUUCGACCAGAUGAAGUGGCUGCUGCAGCAGUCAGACAGGUAUAAUCUCACUGUAUGGACUGGCCAAGAGGAUGUGUUUGCUGUCGAGGACCUACUGCCAUACCGAAGACAUUUUGGGAGGAGUAAAAUCUAUUAUGACCUACCGGACUCGGAAAGAUUAGAGCUAUGCAAUGCUUAAGGUUCAAAGAAAUGCAAUGAAAUUAAACUGACAUUCCACACAAAUCCCAUUACAAUGUUGAAUGAAUUUAAAGAAAAAUACUUGAGGGUCCAAAUCAUAACUCUAGUCAUAAUAAUUGAUAUUCUUCCCAUCUUUUAGUUUGUUCAUUACUUCAUUUAAACGAAAGCUACAAUAUCCAAAUGAAUCUAAACGUAUGCAGUUGUAUUUUUGUGUGUACCUCAAGAGUACUUAUAAAUCGGUUUGUAUAGUUAAUCAUUUUUAUAAAGUGUAAAUUAUGUUUUUCAGCUUUGUGAAGUCAGUAUGAACAUUUGUAAAACAUAAAUGACAGUUCUGUGAUUUACUUCUGUUGCUGCGAAAAAACAUUUCCUUGGUACAAAUUCAGGCAUUUAAAAAUAAAUCAUCUUAUUUUAAUUCUGAAAGGUUCCAUACAGAUAUCACAUAUCAAACAAAAUAAUGCUUCUGUACACUAGCCUUUUGCCAUCCCCUAUACUAUUCUAGAAAAACCACUGACGGGCAUAUUUUACCUCCACCUAUAGGCCUAAUGGAUGCUUUAUGUUUCGAGGUUCCAGAAACAGAAUUCACCCAUCUUGUAUUUGUGUCCACUGGUAUAGUAUACUGCUGUGACAAAUAAUCCCAAAAAAGGAAACAUACAUAUGGUAAUACUUUUGACUACAGAACAAACUCUUGCCGAUCAGAUGAAAAUUCUCACGGCAGCUCUUCUCAUUAUCUUCAAAAUGUCUAAGCGUGUACUGCUAUUUCCACAGAGCUCAAUUGGAGUGCUGUGAGUUAAUGCAGGAGGGGCAGCAGUGCAGAGAGUCGUGGAUGAAGAGGUCACACUCUGUACAGAACACACCGCUGCAAAAAGGACACGUGAACACCUAGAAAGCGAAAGUACAGUCAAAAUCAUGUUCUCGUCAGUUACACUGCUCUUAAAUCUGCUAUGAGAACAAAAACAUACUAUUUUGUCCUUCAGUUUUCCUUGACAGGCGUGGCAGAACCUGUAACGAAAGGCAGAAGUACUGUUGAAAGUAGUGAUAUCAUGCUUUUUCGGCUUUUCCCUUUGCUUUCGACUGAUAUGACGUAUGUACACAUGUUAAACGUAUGCUAAGCUAGAAAAUUAUAAGUCGGAGCCAUGGGGUAAUGUUCACGCCCACCGAGAACGCCCCUCAACAAGUGUGUGAAACCGCUCAUUUGAGCGCAAACUUUACUUCCGUUACAGUGUUACGUCAGACUGUGCAGUGGUGCUGAAGUGCAGAAGUCCCGGCUACCCGCAAUGUUAACAACUUCUCGGGGUUGGGAAUUUGCCAACACACGUGCAAAGCGUUCGACCAAUCACAGCAGAAUGGGCUACUCGGGAGGGGGGCCUUAAAGCGACAUACAAAUCAGACUGUUUUUGAAUGAUGCUGAAAUUGGUUUUGCAGCAAUGAAGAGUGAGAAUAAUAAGGGGUGUUUCUAACAUACAGGCAUGUAACUAGUAUUACCCCCAAAUGCAGUUAUUAACCCUAAAAAGCAUGACAUGGGAUCUUUAUGUA